CGAAAUCUGCCGAGGGGCAUUCGUGAAUUUCCGAAGCUUCUCGAGGAGCAUUCGGGACCUCUCGGUUCUUUGCGAUCUAUUCGAGAGUCAAGUCCCUGGUAGAUCCGUUCGUCGCCUAACUCCUAAGGGCGACUUGGGCAGACAGUCCCCCGACAAUUUUCGUGUUAGGGAUCGGCCCGAGAGUGGUGCCCUCUAGCGGCGGAAAUUGUCACCAUUCCCGCCUCCAGGUUGGGCCGGCACGCGCAGACGCAGUUGCGCGCCGGCGGCUGUUCAGACCGGAUGUGGUUGCUGCUGAGGUCAUUUCCGGCGGGUGACGGUGCGGACGGGUCAGAAGCGUAGAGGCGGCUGCAAAAUGGCGGCGCCUGAGGAGCGGGAUCUAACACAGGAGCAGACAGAGAAGCUGCUGCAGUUUCAGGAUCUGACUGGCAUAGAAUCUAUGGAUCAAUGUCGCCAUACCUUGGAACAGCAUAACUGGAACAUAGAGGCUGCUGUACAGGACAGAUUGAACGAGCAAGAGGGUGUACCAAGUGUUUUCAACCCACCACCAUCCCGACCCUUGCAAGUUAAUACAGCCGACCACAGGAUCUACAGCUAUGUUGUUUCAAGACCACAACCAAGGGGGCUGCUUGGAUGGGGUUAUUACUUGAUAAUGCUUCCAUUCCGGUUUACCUAUUAUACAAUACUUGAUAUAUUUAGGUUUGCUCUUCGUUUUAUACGGCCUGACCCUCGCAGCCGGGUCACUGACCCCGUUGGGGACAUUGUUUCAUUUAUGCACUCUUUUGAAGAGAAAUAUGGGAGGGCACACCCUGUCUUCUACCAGGGAACGUACAGCCAGGCACUUAAUGAUGCCAAACGGGAGCUUCGCUUUCUUUUGGUUUAUCUUCAUGGAGAUGAUCACCAGGACUCUGAUGAGUUCUGUCGCACCACACUCUGUGCUCCUGAAGUUAUUUCACUAAUAAACACUAGGAUGCUCUUCUGGGCAUGCUCCACAAACAAACCUGAGGGAUACAGGGUCUCACAGGCUUUAAGAGAAAACACCUAUCCAUUCCUGGCCAUGAUUAUGUUGAAGGAUCGGAGAAUGACUGUGGUAGGACGGCUAGAAGGCCUCAUUCAGCCUGAUGACCUCAUUAACCAGCUGACAUUUAUCAUGGAUGCAAACCAGACUUACCUGGUGUCAGAACGCCUAGAGAGGGAAGAACGAAACCAGACCCAGGUGCUGAGACAACAACAGGAUGAGGCCUACCUGGCCUCUCUCCGGGCUGACCAGGAGAAAGAGAGAAAGAAGCGGGAGGAGCGGGAGCGGAAGCGGCGGAAGGAGGAAGAGGUGCAGCAGCAGAAGUUGGCAGAGGAGAGACGGCGGCGGAAUUUACAAGAGGAGAAGGAAAGGAAGUUGGAGUGCCUGCCCCCGGAGCCUUCCCCUGAUGACCCUGAAAGUGUCAAAAUCAUUUUCAAAUUACCCAAUGAUUCUCGAGUAGAAAGACGAUUCCACUUUUCACAGUCUCUAACAGUAAUAGAAAAUUACCUUCUUUUUCUGCAGGUAAUCCACGACUUCUUAUUCUCCUUGAAAGAAAGCCCUGAAAAGUUUCAGAUUGAAGCCAAUUUUCCCCGGAGGGUGCUGCCCUGCACCCCUUCAGAGGAGUGGCCCAACCCCCCCACGCUGCAGGAGGCCGGACUCAGCCACACAGAAGUUCUCUUUGUUCAGGACCUAACAGACGAAUGACACUUUUUCUUCCUCUCCUUUUCAACCCCAAUCCCUAAAAGAAAUGGAAAAAAACAAAAAAAUAAGAGAGAGAAAUUCAUAUUAUUAUUAUUAUAAUACAAUAUUUUUUUUAAAAGACUGCUGCAUCCUCAGGAAGGAUCAGAAACCAUGCUGCCUGCAAAAGUCACCACCUGUGUGUGCACUCGAGGUUAGCAGUGAACGUUCCUGCUGGCAAACCCACCCUUCCCUACUGCCUCUGCACCACACCUUCCAGUGAAAGGAGACUCUUCACCUCCAACCCAGCCAUUGUCCCAACUGGGGAAGGGGACAUUCCCACUAGAUCUCAUUCAUUCUUGCUUUUAUAGAAAAUAAAAGUGAAAAAACCUCCAACAACCAGCUACUGCAGCAUCUCCUGAGGACUUGCUUCUUCCACCUCUGGAGAAGAGAGGGAAGGGAAGGCACAGAGCAGAGAUGUUCCUUGAACUUCCCACAAUUUAUGAAUAACUUUAAUUUUUUUGUUGUUGCUUUGUAAUGACCAAAGGAAUGAGGCUGACAUAGAUGUAUUUUUUUUCCUUAACAUCAUUUGAUAAAGAGCCAUUUCUUAAACCCAUGAGUUCUUGCCCUGGGCUCCUUAGCCCACAAGAGUGUAAUAAAGGUGUCCCAGGCUGG
Orcinus orca (killer whale) is the source of this 2368-nucleotide messenger RNA. It is a transcript of the gene FAF2, whose product is annotated as Fas associated factor family member 2. NCBI's taxonomy places the organism in Eukaryota, Metazoa, Chordata, Mammalia, Artiodactyla, Delphinidae. The record is from RefSeq and is a predicted model, not a curated record. Gene Ontology annotation, molecular function: ubiquitin binding. The coding region runs from base 353 to 1720 and encodes 455 amino acids. The transcript is spliced from 11 exons. Gene Ontology annotation, cellular component: endoplasmic reticulum.